CUGCCCUGGCCUAAACACCACUUUAACUUUCGUAUUUUCUUCUCUCUCCCCUCCGCAAACAUGUCGGAGUACAGCUCGGUACCGGCACCCGGGGCUGGAGCUCCUCUCGGCGGACAUCUAGCUAUCGGUAACGGUGGUGGAAUAAAAAAAGAUGCCUUUGCAGACGCGGUACAACGGGCCCGGCAGAUUGCUGCCAAGAUUGGUGAAUGUGCAGGGGUAGCCCCUAUGAACAACAUCAAUGGACCAGACGUCUUUCCCUUCACAGCACAGAAACGACAGCUGGAGGACCCAGAUCAACCUGAGAGCAAGAAAAUGGCUCCACAGAGUGACGUGGACUCAGCCACAGCUCUCUCUAUCGGAGCCCAACUGGCAGCACUGGCCCAGCAGAGUGCCAGGCUCACAACCACCUCAGAGGAAUACAGUGUUCCUGAUGGAAUGGUGGGACUCAUCAUUGGCCGGGGCGGAGAACAGAUCAACAAGAUCCAGCAGGAAUCAGGCUGCAAGGUUCAGAUAGCCCCAGACAGUGGAGGUUUACCAGAGAGGAGUGUCUCUCUCACAGGGUCCCCAGACUCCAUACAGAAAGCCAAGGUUUUAUUGGAUGAGAUUGUGUCUCGGGGGAGGGGCACGCCCCCCUCAUCCUUCCACGAGGCGACCAAUGGACAGAGUGGCUCAGGGCAGGAGAUGAUGAUUCCCGCAGGCAAGGCUGGCCUCAUCAUCGGCAAGGGAGGGGAGACCAUCAAACAGCUACAGGAGCGAGCAGGAGUGAAGAUGAUCCUGAUUCAGGACGCGUCUCAGGGACCCAACAUGGACAAGCCCCUGCGCAUCAUCGGGGAGCCAUACAAAGUGGAGCAAGCCAUGGAGUUGGUGCAGGAGAUACUGAGGGAGAGGGAUCAGCCUGGCUUCGGAGACAGGAACGAGUACGGCUCCCGCAUGGGGGGAGGUGGGGGAGCCAUGGACGUUCCAGUGCCGCGACACUCUGUCGGGGUGGUGAUUGGUCGCAACGGGGAGAUGAUCAAGAAGAUUCAGAACGACGCAGGAGUUAGGAUUCAGUUUAAACCAGAUGAUGGCACAGGUCCAGAUAAGAUGGCCCACAUCAUGGGCCCACCAGACUGCUGUGACAAUGCUGCCCAGAUCAUCCAGGAGCUACUGCAGAGCAUCAGGGUCAGAGAGGAGGGAGGACAGGGGGGUCCUCCCGGGCCUCCAGGCAUGUCCCCGAGUGGUGGCGGCAGGGGCCGCAGCCGAGGGGGUCAGGGGAGCUGGGGUCCCCCUGGUGGUGGAGGAGAGGAGAUGACUUUCUCCAUUCCGGCCCACAAGUGUGGCCUGGUGAUCGGACGGGGCGGGGAGAACAUCAAGGCCAUCAACCAGCAGACUGGGGCCUUUGUGGAGAUCUCCCGCCAGGUGCCCCCCAACGGGGACCCUAACUUCAAGCUCUUUGUCAUUCGAGGCUCUCCGCAGCAGAUAGAUCACGCCAAGCAGCUCAUCGAGGACAAGAUCGAGGGUCCCCUCUGUCCUGUUUGUCCAGGUCCUGGUGGACCAGGCCCCAUGGGUCCCUAUAAUCCUGAUCCCUAUAACCCAGGAGCCCCUGGACCACAUGGAGGUCUUCAUGGCUACCCCCCACAGGGCUGGGGCAACACCUACCAGCAGUGGCAGCCCCAAGCACCCCACGACCCCAGCAAGGCAGCCGGUGCCACGGACCCUAACGCAGCCUGGGCAGCCUAUUAUGGCCAGUACUACCAGGGAGGGCAGCCAGGGGGAGCAGGGCAUGGCCAGCCCCCCACCAACCCCACCGCUGGUGGCCCAGCACCUGGAGACCAGCUCCAGGCCAGCCAGACCCCUGGGGGCCAGCCUGACUACACCAAGGCCUGGGAGGAGUACUACAAGAAGAUGGGUGUUGCCCAGGCAGGAGGCUCUGCAGCAGGGCCAGGAGCAGCAGGUGCCCCAGCAGCCCCAGGUGGAGGCCAGCAGGACUACAGUGCAGCCUGGGCAGAGUACUACAGGCAGCAGGCUGCUUACUACGGCCAAACAGGACAGGCCCCAGGACAGCCUGCCACCCCUCAGCAAGGCCAGCAGACACAGUGAGAGGCUCGGCUGAGACUCAUAAAGAAAGGCUACUACUACUUAACCCAACCAGUCAACAGAAUCCGGCCAUUUUUUUUUAUUUAUUCUAUUAUAUCUAUAUUUUUUUGUUCUGAAGUGAUUCUGUGCUGGCAGUCCUUUCCCUGUCCCUUCCAUUUCCCCAUCCACCAACUCACCACUUGUUUAAAUAAAUAUGCGAAGAGAAACUAUUCCUUUGCCUGUGAGCUGAAUAAUGAGAUGGAUUUCUUGGGCUGUUAUCUUUCAUUUUGGUUCCCUGAAAUCUUCCCUUGUUUUCUCCGUCAUCUGUCAAUAAAAACAUGAACUUGGGGAGAUUUGAACUCUAAACCAUGAAAGCCAGAUUUACUUCCUGAAAUGCUCAUCACUCACCCAAUGAAAUCGCACUUUCCCCUUUUUUAAUUUUAUUUACCACAGCCAAACUGUCUAUUCAAGUGACUUACUUCUAGUCCUACACUACUAAUACUGCAUUUACUGAAAUUAACAUUGAUUUAUAAAGAUUACAAUUAAUUAUGUUAGUGGUAAAAUGAUUAAGUGAGUGGUUUUGCUUUUAAAGGUGAUUAUUUUAAUUGCUUGGUAGUUUGAUUUCUCCUUCAUUUGGAACAUUCCCAUCACCUAAGUUGCUUGGUCUUCAUACAUUUUGAGCUUUGCUUUUGAUUGUAUGUUCUGUGAAUUAUAUUUUUGUUUUCCGUGAGUGUGUGUGACUGUACAGUGUUUAGAAUGUGUCCCCACACGUGAUGAUUAACGUGCGUGUCUGUCUGUGUGGUUGCACAGCGGAAGACUUCAGUGAUUGUGGAACGCUAGUUAACAUAGCCACGGGUAUAUCUACAGUGGGAAGUUACCUACUGCAUACAUCACAUAACACUAGUCUGUUUAACUCAACCUGUUGUACGGGAGACGAAUGGUGUUAGAAGUUUUAGUUUUCCUUGAUCUGUGACACGGUCUUCUACAUUGCACGUUUUUUUAUUUUUCAAAUGUUUUGAGUAAUGUUCCAAUAAGAGAUGUCCUGAUCUCCCACCAGUUAGAUCACCUUCUGAUGGGAUGUCCUGAUCUCCCACCAGUUAGAUCACCUUCUGAUGGGAUGUCCUGACCUCCCACCAGUUAGAUCACCUUCUGAUGGGAUGUCCUGACCUCCCACCAGUUAGAUCACCACCUUCUGAUGGGAUGUCCUGACCUCCCACCAGUUAGAUCACCACCUUCUGAUGGGAUGUCCUGACCUCCCACCAGUUAGAUCACCUUCUGAUGGGAUGUCCUGACCUCCCACCAGUUAGAUCACCACCUUCUGAUGGGAUGUCCUGAUCUCCCACCAGUUAGAUCACCACCUUCUGAUGGGAUGUCCUGACCUCCCACCAGUUAGAUCACCACCUUCUGAUGGGAUGUCCUGACCUCCCACCAGUUAGAUCACCACCUUCUGAUGGGAUGUCCUGAUCUCCCACCAGUUAGAUCACCACCUUCUGAUGGGAUGUCCUGCUCUCCCACCAGUUAGAUCACCACCUUCUGAUGGGAUGUCCUGCUCUCCCACCAGUUAGAUCACCUUCUGAUGGGAUGUCCUGACCUCCCACCAGUUAGAUCACCACCUUCUGAUGGGAUGUCCUGACCUCCCACCAGUUAGAUCACCACCUUCUGAUGGGAUGUCCUGACCUCCCACCAGUUAGAUCACCACCUUCUGAUGGGAUGUCCUGACCUCCCACCAGUUAGAUCACCACCUUCUGAUGGGAUGUCCUGACCUCCCACCAGUUAGAUCACCACCUUCUGAUGGGAUGUCCUGACCUCCCACCAGUUAGAUCACCUUCUGAUGGGAUGUCCUGACCUCCCACCAGUUAGAUCACCUUCUGAUGGGAUGUCCUGACCUCCCACCAGUUAGAUCACCACCUUCUGAUGGGAUGUCCUGACCUCCCACCAGUUAGAUCACCACCUUCUGAUGGGAUGUCCUGACCUCCCACCAGUUAGAUCACCACCUUCUGAUGGGAUGUCCUGACCUCCCACCAGUUAGAUCACCACCUUCUGAUGGGAUGUCCUGACCUCCCACCAGUUAGAUCACCACCUUCUGAUGGGAUGUCCUGACCUCCCACCAGUUAGAUCACCUUCUGAUGGGAUGUCCUGAUCUCCCACCAGUUAGAUCACCACCUUCUGAUGGGAUGUCCUGCUCUCCCACCAGUUAGAUCACCACCUUCUGAUGGGAUGUCCUGCUCUCCCACCAGUUAGAUCACCACCUUCUGAUGGGAUGUCCUGAUCUCCCACCAGUUAGAUCACCACCUUCUGAUGGGAUGUCCUGAUCUCCCACCAGUUAGAUCACCACCUUCUGAUGGGAUGUCCUGACCUCCCACCAGUUAGAUCACCUUCUGAUGGGAUGUCCUGAUCUCCCACCAGUUAGAUCACCUUCUGAUGGGAUGUCCUGACCUCCCACCAGUUAGAUCACCACCUUCUGAUGGGAUGUCCUGAUCUCCCACCAGUUAGAUCACCACCUUCUGAUGGGAUGUCCUGACCUCCCACCAGUUAGAUCACCACCUUCUGAUGGGAUGUCCUGAUCUCCCACCAGUUAGAUCACCUUCUGAUGGGAUGUCCUGAUCUCCCACCAGUUAGAUCACCACCUUCUGAUGGGAUGUCCUGACCUCCCACCAGUUAGAUCACCACCUUCUGAUGGGAUGUCCUGACCUCCCACCAGUUAGAUCACCACCUUCUGAUGGGAUGUCCUGACCUCCCACCAGUUAGAUCACCUUCUGAUGGGAUGUCCUGACCUCCCACCAGUUAGAUCACCUUCUGAUGGGAUGUCCUGACCUCCCACCAGUUAGAUACACCUUCUGAUGGGAUGUCCUGACCUCCCACCAGUUAGAUCACCACCUUCUGAUGGGAUGUCCUGACCUCCCACCAGUUAGAUCACCACCUUCUGAUGGGAUGUCCUGACCUCCCACCAGUUAGAUCACCACCUUCUGAUGGGAUGUCCUGACCUCCCACCAGUUAGAUCACCUUCUGAUGGGAUGUCCUGACCUCCCACCAGUUAGAUCACCACCUUCUGAUGGGAUGUCCUGACCUCCCACCAGUUAGAUCACCUUCUGAUGGGAUGUCCUGACCUCCCACCAGUUAGAUCACCACCUUCUGAUGGGAUGUCCUGACCUCCCACCAGUUAGAUCACCUUCUGAUGGUCAUUGAGGACAGGAGUUUUCCCUGCCCAGGGAAAAACUUUUGGCCAUAGUUAUAGGCUUUAAAUGGGGCUGGUUGCAGAAUUCCAGGAACUUUCAAUAAAUUCCCUGAAAUACCGGUUGGAGGAUUCCCAGGAUCAGGAGGGAAUAAGCAGGAAAUCCAGAAUCCUCCAACCCGAAUUUCUGGAAAACACAGGGAAUUUAUUGAAAGUUCAUGGAAUUUUGCAACCCUAACUAGGGUCCCUGGUCAGGGAAGAACUCCUGGCCCUAUUCAGAGUGAGUUAAGGUUGCACUGGAAUAAGCUAUGGUUGAAGUCAUGAGUAAGAUGGCAAUUUAUGGUUGUUGAGGUUGUUAACCUCAGGGUCGUGUUCAUAAGGGACUAACAGACUGAAACAGGGAGGGACUACUUGGACUUGUCCAAUAAGUGCACAUUUUCUGUUGCAAAACGUUUUGGUACAGUGUGCCCAAAUGAACAUGACCCAGACAUGUUGAUUCACUAACUCUUGAGGAAGAAUGGCAGCUUGGGCACUGUAUUGGAGUCUGCAUUUUGCAGGGCACAGUGUUAAUAUUGUGAAUAAAAUGACCACCAGCAGCAAUAUUCUGUUGAAUUAAAAGGGUGAAAGUCAACAUAUUUUUAAA
Salmo salar (Atlantic salmon) is the source of this 5870-nucleotide messenger RNA. Lineage: Eukaryota; Metazoa; Chordata; Actinopteri; Salmoniformes; Salmonidae. The record is from RefSeq and is a predicted model, not a curated record.